AUGAAUGCGUUCGCGACGGCGUUGCGGCGGGGGGCCGCGCCGACCUCUCUUCUGCCACGCAGAGGCAUCGACGAGCUCUGGAAGGGCGGCUACCUCGAUCCCGCCAUCGGGGCAAAGCAGAAGGAGGCGAACGCGGUGUCGGGAGACGCGUGGCCUGCGUGUUUGUUGCGGCUGAAGUCUUUCGAGGACCUCCACAAACUCUGGUACAUUUGCCUGAAGGAGAAAAACCUGUUGAUGGGCGAGCGCUGGGCAGCUCGCCAGCAUAAGCAAGACAUGAAGGAACCCGAGCGCUUGCAGAAGGUGCGCCGAACGAUGCGGCGCAUUCUCAUCGUGUUGACCAAGCGUGAGAUCCAGCAGCAGUGCCUGCGGGCGCGAGACAUUCUGGCGAAGCAGCAGAAACGCGAGGCGCUCGAGACCCGCAGGUUUCAGCUCGAAGAGAAAAUGCUGCAGCUGGAGCACCGCAUUCGGCGGAUGGAGCCGGCGCAGUCACUCAUGAAGGAAGCCUGGCAAGCGACUCUCGACCGGUACCGCGCAGAUCACGAAGACAUUCUGAUUCAGCUGCAUCCGUUGCGAAAAGAGACGACGCAGCUGCUCGCACCCGACUGGCGGUAUGAGCGCAAGUACUCUGAUUUGCCAGGACCGAUUCGGUGGAAAAAGCAGUAUAUCCCUGCGCUGGAGGAUCAGUAUCGUAAACCCAUUCGAUUCCACUAA
Molecule: messenger RNA, 711 nt
Organism: Besnoitia besnoiti
Lineage: Eukaryota; Apicomplexa; Conoidasida; Eucoccidiorida; Sarcocystidae
Product: putative 39S ribosomal protein L47
Exons: 4
Coding region: 1-711 (236 amino acids)
Biological process (GO): mitochondrial translation
Cellular component (GO): mitochondrial large ribosomal subunit; mitochondrial ribosome
Molecular function (GO): structural constituent of ribosome
Source: RefSeq, a predicted model, not a curated record